Saccostrea cuccullata (small rock oyster) is the source of this 682-nucleotide messenger RNA. RefSeq lists its product as uncharacterized. Bases 83 to 466 code for a protein of 127 amino acids. NCBI's taxonomy places the organism in Eukaryota, Metazoa, Mollusca, Bivalvia, Ostreida, Ostreidae. The transcript is spliced from 5 exons. The record is from RefSeq and is a predicted model, not a curated record.
AAAAAAGAAGGGGAUACCAGAAAAAACAGUGCAUUGGACUAUCCAGACAGCUCUUGGUAAACUUCUUUGAGAAACAGAAGAUAUGGAAAAUCAGAAGCUCUCCAUCAUUGGUCUUGUUUUCUGUUUAAUUUUAUUAACCGUAGACAUCCAAGGAACUUCUGCACAGACGUGUUCCACCAGUGCAGUCUCGACAUGUGUCACAACUUACUCUAAGGCUGUUUUUGCUGCUGGUAAUGAUUAUGGAAAAAUUUGCAGUGAAGCCCACAAGUACCUAAACUGUCUAGACAAUGUAUUGACUGCCUGUGGCGCACAGGACUCGACAACUAAUUAUGCAAAACAAUACGUCGACCUAGCAAGGCAAGCCCUCAAUCAAUACGCAUGUGGUUCAGCUGGCCUCAUUUUUAAUCUGCUGGUCAUGGCAUUAGGGCUGGCGUUUACAUUCAUUUUCAAAACAUUCAAUGAUUGAAAAUCAUUGAAACACGUUCAAACAAAAUUUUAAACGCAUAAUCUAGACUUUAACUACUAAAUGAAUUAAUCUAUGUUGUCAAAAUUAACUUACUUUGAUGUGUAUGCAAAAUUCGUAUGAUUGUGAAAAAAAACUUGGAAUGUAUUUUUGCCGUGUGUUUUUAUAAAUUCUGUCCUGGACAAUAUAACAUACAUCAUAGAAAACAUAUGCCAUUAU